Procambarus clarkii (red swamp crayfish) is the source of this 1020-nucleotide messenger RNA. RefSeq lists its product as uncharacterized. The record is from RefSeq and is a predicted model, not a curated record. Lineage: Eukaryota; Metazoa; Arthropoda; Malacostraca; Decapoda; Cambaridae.
AUGUGUCCAGCACCAGCUGUGAUGUGUCCAGCACCAGCUUUGUCAAGUCUAGCACCAGCUGUGAUGUGUCCAGCACCAGCUGUGUCAAGUCCAGCAGCUGCUUUGUCGAGUCCAGCAUCAGCUGUGAUGUGUCCAGCACCAGCUGUGACCAGCCCAGCACCAACUGUGACCAGCCCAACACCAGCUGUGACCAGACGCAGCACCAGCUGUGACCAGACCAGCACCAGCUGUGACGAGUCCAGCACCAGAUGUGACGAGUCCAGCGCCAGCUGUGACCAGCCCAGCACCAACUGUGACCAGCCCAGCACCAGCUGUGAUCAGACCAGCACUAGCUGUGACGAGUCCAGCAGCAGCUGUGACGAGUCUAGCAGCAGCUGUGACGAGUCCAGCACCAGCUGUGACCAGUCCAGCACCAGCUGUGACGAGUCCAGCACCAGCUGUGACGAGUCCAGCACCAGCUAUGACGAGUCCAGCACCAGCUGUGGCGAGUCCAGCACCAGCUGUGACCAGCCCAGCACCAGCUGUGAUCUGUCCAGCACCAGCCGUGAUCAGUCUAGCACCAGCUGUGACCAGCCCAGCACCAACCGUGACCAGCCCAGCACCAGCCGUGACCAGUCCAGCACCAGCCGUGACCAGACCAGCACCAGCCGUGACCAGUCCAGCACCAGCUGUGACCAGCCCAGCACCAGCCGUGACCAGUCCAGCACCAGCUGUAACCAGCCCAGCACCGACUAUGACUCGCCGACAAAGCGAGUCAGACUGGUAGCUCAGCAGGAAAAGUCUACUCCCUCAGAGGAGGUAGAUCAAGUGAAGACUAAGGGCGCAGUAGGGCGGGCUCUCUCCAAGGCUAAGAGAGUGUUAAAGACUGUGAACAAACUUUACAGAGAAGAGAAAAAAGCCCAGGCUAAGGAAGCACGGAGACUGGAAAUAGAGGAGGAAAAAGCCAAGGAAGCACGCAGACUGGAAAAAGAAAAGGAAAAAGCCCAGAUGAAGGAGGAGCGGAGGUUGAAGAAAAUAUAG